This is a messenger RNA of Microtus oregoni (creeping vole), 1203 nucleotides long. Its product is annotated as LON peptidase N-terminal domain and RING finger protein 3-like. The record is from RefSeq and is a predicted model, not a curated record. The transcript has 8 exons. NCBI's taxonomy places the organism in Eukaryota, Metazoa, Chordata, Mammalia, Rodentia, Cricetidae. The annotation marks the transcript as partial.
CUUCUCUUUAGUUUCUUUUCACCAUCAGUCCCGGGGGAGUCUCAGGAACAUUCUCCCGAUAUCCUGAAGCUGUUGGCACCUCACCCUAGAUUAAAGGAACACGUAGAGUCAAUGGCUACUGAAGGCACCAGCCAUAAUCUACCAAAGUUGUCACAGGAAAGUCCAGAGCUUCCACACUGUUCAAGUCAGGAGGAAGCAGCAGCUCAGGGAGAAAGCAGCAGCCUGAAGAACUCAGCUCAAGUAAAGGUGGGGAGUCAGGAGGACAAUGGAAAAGAUCAGGAAGAAGAGAAGCUCAAUACUGCCUCCAUCAGGACCGGCAAAUGCAAGGAAAAGAAAAGGAACCAUUGCCAAGUUGAUGAAAACCAAGAAGACCUGGACGUGCCUAAUAAAGUCCCCAGACAAGAUCACCCUGCUGAUGAGGGGGCCAAACCUGAUCUCAGUAUUCCACUUACAUCCCUUGAUGCGACUGACCUUGAAUGCUCACUGUGUAUGAGAUUAUUCUAUGAGCCAGUCACAACAACUUGUGGGCAUACCUUUUGCAUGAAGUGUCUUGAGAGAUGCCUAGAUCAUAACGCGAAGUGUCCACUGUGCAAAGAUUCUCUUUUCCAGGGCUUUCAAUCAAGAAAGUACAGCAAGAACAUAAUAAUGGAAGAACUAAUAGCUAAAUUCCUGCCAGAAGAACUCAGGGAACGAAAGCGCCUUCAUGAAGAGGAAAUGGAAGAACUUUCUAACUUAACUAAGAAUGUGCCUAUUUUCGUUUGCACCAUGGCCUAUCCCACUGUCCCUUGUCCCCUGCAUAUCUUUGAGCCUUGUUAUCGCCUGAUGAUUCGGAGAUGUAUUGAGACAGGCACAAAACAGUUUGGCAUGUGCCUUGGAGAUCCUGUCAGAGGCUUUGCAGAAUACGGCUGCAUGCUAGAAAUCAGAAAUGUCCAAUUCUUUGCUGAUGGCCGAUCGGUGGUUGACAGCAUAGGCAAGAGGCGCUUCAAGGUGCUCAAUCAGGGCCAGCGGGAUGGCUACAACACAGCUGAUAUUGAAUACAUUGAAGAUCAAAAGGUUGAGGGAGAAGACCGUGCCGAACUCAUGGGGCUGCAUAACUGUGUGUAUGAGCAAGCCUCCUCGUGGUUUCAUUCGCUCAAAACAUCGCUCAAGAAUCGGAUACUAAAUCACUUUGGUCCAAUGCCAGAGAAAGAUGAAGAUCCCCAG